AUGGUAUCAAAGCCUCACCGGACUUACGCCGCAGCAGUUGUGAUGGAGCCGGCCGGUGACAGAAACCACAACCAGACAGAGCAGGCAGGAGCCUCUUCAAGCCAGAUCCCAUCGGAUCAUCACAAUGAUGAGUUUGAGGAUCCUCUUUACUUACACGCUACUGAGAACCCUAAUCUCAGCCUUGUGUCACCUCCCCUAACCGAGAUCAAUUACAACUCCUGGAGUAGAUCGAUGCGCAUCGCACUGGAGGUGAAGAACAAAUUCGGAUUUGUCAAUGGAACAGUUCCAGUUCCAGAAGCUAAUGAUCCGAGGCUGACGACUUGGAGAAGAUGCAACCGCAUUGUAUGUUCUUGGAUUCUGAGGUCUGUCAAUCCAAGCAUAGCAGAGAGCGUUAUGUACUAUGACAAGGCCAUAGACAUCUGGAAUGCGCUACAGAAGAGGUAUUCCCAAUCUGAUCCUCAUAGAAUUUCUGAAAUUCAGACUGAAAUUUUUAGAAAUGUGCAAGGACAAAUGACUGUGAAUGAAUACUUCACAAAAAGUAAUGCCUUAUGGCAACAAAUGAGUGCAUUGAGACCUCUACUCCUGUGCGAGUGUGUGCCAAGAUGUUCAUGCACUCUAAUGAGUAGAAUGCAGAAACAGAGGGAAGAGGACCAAGUAAUCCGAUUCUUGGAAGGGUUAAAUGAUGAAUAUGAAGCAAUUAAAUCUGGGAUACUUGUUAUGGACCCUAUUCCAGAGAUGGAAAAGGUGUUGAAUAUGACCUUGAAGGUUGAAAGAAAGCUUAAAGGAUCAAACACCCAAAGAUGCAGUGAUUUUGCUCAAUCCAAUGCUAUUCAUGAGAGUCAAAUCAAAAUUGGGGAAGAACAAUCUGUGGUAGCAGCUGCAACCUUCAACAAUAACAGAAAAAAAUUUCAAAUAAUGGGGGUAAGAAUGUGCCCAAGUGCACUUAUUGUAACAUGCUUGGUCAUACUGUUGAUAAAUGUUACAAGAAGCAUGGAUUCCCACCUGGGUGGGUAG
Ipomoea nil (Japanese morning glory) is the source of this 1014-nucleotide messenger RNA. RefSeq lists its product as uncharacterized. Bases 1 to 1014 code for a protein of 337 amino acids. NCBI's taxonomy places the organism in Eukaryota, Viridiplantae, Streptophyta, Magnoliopsida, Solanales, Convolvulaceae. The record is from RefSeq and is a predicted model, not a curated record. The transcript has a single exon.